Molecule: messenger RNA, 2681 nt
Organism: Phyllopteryx taeniolatus (common seadragon)
Lineage: Eukaryota; Metazoa; Chordata; Actinopteri; Syngnathiformes; Syngnathidae
Product: elastin-like
Exons: 22
Coding region: 837-2261 (474 amino acids)
Source: RefSeq, a predicted model, not a curated record
UUUAUAGUGACGGAUGAAGUUUCUCAUCUUUGAGUUGCAAAUCUUGCAUGUUAUUGUUUUUCAUGGUUUUAACAAAAAAAUCAUCUUAAAUCUCUGCAUCAUAGCAUAUGCCAUGGGUGCAGGCACUUCCAAAAUGUUUUUCAUAAAACCUUUAGUUUUUUUUCCCCCCAAUUAAGCAGGCAAGACUUGUCAAAGUCGGGUUGGUAGAGCAUAAUUGUGAAGUUGACGUGUGGUUAUGUGUUUGGCGGUGCUGUGCGCACACAAAAAAGUCCAGAUGUUUUUGGGGUGGGCGACAAGAGCGAGGGUUACACUCCUGCGAGCUCAGAGAACGUCAUCCAUCCUGAGCAAACACCUGCUUCUACAGCUCCCUUGGAGGAGGAAGUCCAGAAUCUGGAGACUGAGGAAGCACAGGACCGGCUGAUGGUCAAAGGUGUCCUUUCAGGGGAACUUGGGUUCAUUGGUCAACUAACGGAAUCCUGAAUGAGAUGUUUACCCAUCGUGCACCUUUGACUGUUCAAACACUGUUGUCUGUAACUGUAACUUGUAUAACAUCAGAUUUAAUCAUUUAAUGUAAUAUGAUGCCUGACACUGUACUUUGUUUGUUGCAUUUUGUGCAUGGCGUGCGAUUUGUGUUAAAAAAUUGUAUCCAUAAGACAUAAUUUGACUAAAUGUAAGCAGCUAAUCUGUCCUGAAUUUUAGAGAGUGUAGGAGGAGCCUCAGUCUCCAAAGGACAGGGACCUAAAGCAGCCAAACCGGGUAAAAUCCUGUCUACUAGUUGAUGUAUCAAAUGAGCUUUAUGUAUAAAGAUCAACAAUGUGGUGCAUUUGUUGAUGUAAAUGUUUUAUCAUGUUUCUUUGCUCCUAGUAAAAAAUAAAUGCACAUUUAUUGUACACUGUGGCCCAGGAGGUACAAAUGGACAGUGGAUGAAAAUACCUGGAGCAGGCUAUAAUGCAGGACUUGGUGCAUCGGCGGGCUCCAACACUAAAGGUUACGGAGCAGGUGUUCCAAACAGAUUUGGUGCCAAACCCGGUUAUGGAACUGGAGGCUAUACUGUACCUAUUAAUGGAUACGGAGCGGGCCUUGGAUAUCCUAAUGCAGGCGAACCCCAACAGCCAAUUUACAGUCAAGGAGCCAACCUUGCAGCAGCUGGCUAUGUCAAGGGAAACUCUUACCCAGAUCUUGGCCACGGUGUUCCGACAAUGAACGCAAAAUCGGGUGGUGGUCUGCAGGCUCCUUACAAUGGCGCCCCGGCAGUUCCAGCCGCACUAGAUGGUGUGGGUCAGCCUGAGCAGCAGCCAGCUGGCCUCGGUCCUAAUGGAAAAAAAGGCCCAGUGUACGGUGGAAUGGAGGGCUUACUUUACGGUGGUCCGACUGGGAUGGGUCCUGAGAAAUCCAAUGCAAAGUAUGGCAUUGGCGGAUUGCAAUUUGGUGGCAGCCCUCAAACGGGAACUAAUGGUGGCGGCUAUGGCGUCUAUGAACCCACUGCUGAUUUGAAAUCUGGAAAAUAUGGUGGAGCCAAUACGGGUGGUGGUGUACCUGGACAAUAUGGUUAUGGUGGCUUACCCAAUAUUGGCCACCUUCUUAGUCGUGGCAGCAAUGGACACAUGGCUGGCAAAUAUGGUUAUGGAGGAAUGCCCCAUGAAGUUCAACCUGUUGGAUUUGUCCCUCAACUCCAAUAUCCUGGUGCUGGCCAAAACGGUCCUGGAGCCUCGCCAUAUCAGUCAGGCCCUCUUGGAUUUGGACCAAAUGUCAACUAUGGUGGUGGUGACGCUUCCUAUGGGCCACAAGGUCUGGUGGGUGAAGGAAAGUCUGCUGGGAAAAAUGUGGAUAACCAGGGACUGCACCAGAGCCAACCUCUUGAAUCUGCUUCUGAAAGGCGAUCAGUGGGAGGUGAUCCAACUCUGUCACGAGCAGUCGAUGGCGAGGGCAUGGCGAAUAAUAAAUAUGAAAAUGUGGGUUACAUAAGUGGACGUAAACUACAACCAGAAGUUAUUUCGCUCCCCGCGGCACCCACCCCCGUGCCGAUGGGAUCGGACGACCUCAGGGGUGCCGGCGGACUCUCGUUUGAUUCCGCCGACGCGGACCAGCAGUCCGCGGCCCGGGGGUCGGCGCAGCCGGACGACCCCGAGCAGAUGCCGCGUCAGCUUCACAUCCAGCAGCGCCUCAAACUGCAUUUACACCCUCAAGGGUCAAAAAAUGGUAAAUACGACUUGAAUGGCUUCUUUGGAAAUAGUGGCUACCAAGGUAAGGAACGGACUUAAAUCAUAAAAAUAUAAAAAGGUUAAUCCAUCUUCUUUCACACAGGUUAACACUGCUGUCAUCACAUGUGCCACUGUAUAUUUGUCAUCACUUCCUGAUUGUAUAUUAGUUUUAUUUACUUUAGUCUAAACCUUUAACACAUUGAGUUGCUAUGUUAUCUAUGUAUUAUAUAAAUAUAUACAUCUUUCUACUCUGCGCUUGCAUGUUCACUGUACGUGCAAACAAGAAGAAUGGAGUUUUGUCCUCUGCUUGUCUGUUUUUGAUUGAAUCAGUCAGUUUUGCCUCAAAUAUAUCUUGCAUAUUUCUAUAAAAACAAAAUGCUUUCUAAUUUAUUUUGCAUGGCGAUUUUGGUUUUAGAACUACUUGUGGUAAGAAUGUUUAUUGUACAGUAUUUGUGUGAUUAAAAUCAAAGACACACUUCA